Messenger RNA from Naegleria gruberi, 1794 nucleotides. RefSeq lists its product as uncharacterized. The record is from RefSeq and is a predicted model, not a curated record. Lineage: Eukaryota; Heterolobosea; Eutetramitea; Acrasida; Naegleriidae. Bases 1 to 1794 code for a protein of 597 amino acids. The transcript has a single exon.
AUGAAAGAACCAAACAAUACUAAUCAAAAUUUUGUUGAUCAAAGUAAAUCAUUGACUAAUUAUGAAAGAGUAGAAUAUUAUGAAACUAAUCAAACUAAAGGUAUUGGAAACCAUAUGAGUGAUCCAAUUACUCUGAAUGUUGGCGGAACUCUCUUUACUGUUUCCGUAACCACUUUUAUUAACAAUCCAAUAGAACCAGCCAAUGAAUUUGGUAAAAUAAUUUCUGGUCAACUGUCAAAUGCCAAUCAACCAAUUUUCAUAGAUUGUGAUCCGAAGAUUUUCAAAUUACUUUACAAUUGGUUAAAGUUUAAAAUUGUUGGUGAAAUCACAAGUGACAUCAAACAGGAAUUUCUCUGCACCUGUCAAAUGUUCAACUUUUCAAAAUUACUAAAACAGGAAUCACACAAUUACAAUCCAAUUACCAUGAAAGAAUUCAUCCAAAUGAUGCAAUCAACUCAGCAUAAAGUUUGGUUAAACAGUUAUGACAUGAGAAAGCUAAAAUUGGCAAAAGCUAAUUUGACAGAUUGCACAUUUACUAAUUGUAAUUUUAGUGGAAUGGAUUUACGUGGUAUUGUUUUAGAUAGAUCCAAUUUGAAAGGAAGUGUUUUUAGUGGUUGCAACAUGUCAAAUGCCACUUUGAAAAAUUGCUGCUUGGUAGAAUGUAAUUUUGAAGGUUGUGAUUUGACAAGAACUACUUUAGCCCACUCAAGUAUUACUCGUUCUUCAUUUAAAAGAGCAAUAUUACCGAACAGUGAUCUCUCAUGCUGUAACUUGUCAAAUUCUAAUUUGGAAAAUAUUGAUUUUGACUCAGUUGACUUGACAAAGGCAAUUAUUUGGGAAAGUAAUUUAACUAAUUCAAAGUUAUCAAACUGUAUCAUCAAAGGAACUCAUUUCAAGAAGCUUCAUGUGCCUGGUUUUGAAGCUGUCAAUUGUCAAUUCAACCAAUCAGUAUUUGAAGAAAUGGAUUUCAAUCUCAAAGCCAAAUUUCAACAAUGCACAUUCAAGAGAAUUGAUUUUAGAAAUUCAUUGAGAGAUUUAUCACCUUAUGAAGGAAAUAUAUUCGAUUCUUGCCUUAUUGAUUUUUCAUUAUUCGAAACGAGAGAAAUUAAGGACAUUCGUUUCCAAAAUAUUGACCUUUCCAAUCAAAAUUUGAUUAGAUUUUCAUUUAUUAAUACAUUCUUUGAUCAAUGCAAUUGGAAUGGUUGCGAAUAUGAUUCAUCUAGUUUCGAACAUAUCAAUUCGAAACUAAUUACAGACAAAAACCUAAUCAGAAAUCUCAUUUCUCUCACAAAAAGCAAGCCAACUAUCGAACUUCUUUAUAGAGCUACCAGAGAUGGAUUUAGUGCGAAAAACUUCCAUGAAAAAUGUGACAACAAAGGUCCAACUCUGUCACUAAUCAAAUCUGAACAUGGUAAUAUAUUUGGAGGCUACACAUCUGUUAGUUGGCAAUCACCAGAAAAUGCAACCUACUUUCCAGAUGAAUCUGUCUUCCUUUUUAAGGUAAUUGAUGUAAAUGGUCAACUAGAAUUGAAAGUGUUAAAACUUCAAAAUGGAAAACAAAGUAAUUCAGUACUCAUGAGAGAUAUUUAUUCAGUUUCGUAUGGAUUUCCUUGUGAUUUGUAUAUUUGCAAUGAGAGUGCUACAGGUGAUUAUUCUUAUUCGAAUCUUGGAGGAUCUUUCGAAUUGCCUGAGGGAAUUGUGGAAGGAAGUCAACAAGCUGGAAAUUAUUUACAUGGUGGAACAAGAAAUAAUUUCAAAGUUAAGGAAAUUGAGGUUUUCAAGAUUAAUUUAUAA